Coturnix japonica (Japanese quail) is the source of this 7720-nucleotide messenger RNA. It is a transcript of the gene GPR146, whose product is annotated as G protein-coupled receptor 146. The record is from RefSeq and is a predicted model, not a curated record. Gene Ontology annotation, biological process: G protein-coupled receptor signaling pathway. Lineage: Eukaryota; Metazoa; Chordata; Aves; Galliformes; Phasianidae. Gene Ontology annotation, cellular component: membrane. Gene Ontology annotation, molecular function: G protein-coupled receptor activity.
AACUGCAUGAAGGCAGAUGUGCCUGGCAGACAGCAGCUACCUCUGCACACAGGGCUCCUCCUGCAGUGCCCUUAGUGCUGAGCUAUCUCUCCCUCACAAGCUUUACUUUAGCCACCAACUAAAAAUAAGCUUUCCUUUUUCUUCCAAAGGAGCACCUGAACUCACCUGCUGCAGACUGAUCUGCAAGGGCAGCCUGCAGAGUGCUUAGCUCUGAUGUGCCCUUACAUGAACUCAGGCUCCCAAGAAAGAGAUUAACAAUCUAAACAAAGUGUGCUAAUGGGACUUUGCUCAUAUUUUGCAUUGGAGGGCACUACAUACAUUCAUACAGUGGUAAUAAAACAACGUAAAGAAAAAACUGAAAGGGAAGUGAAAAACUGCAUUUCUAGUUGGUAGGUUGCUACCAGGCAGAAGUGGGCUCUGAAUUGCACCGUAGCUGCAACACAAUGAUUUACCACAAUGGUGCUGCCUGAGGAAUAAAAGAAUAAACAAAUUACAGUGGUUGCAAACAUCUGUGGAGCAGCAAAAAAACUUCACAAGAGAGGGGCCCAUGGGAAGGAGCUGAGCUGUGAAGUGUCCUCAAGCAGAUGUUUGUUUAGAGUUUCUGUAAAAGCAAUGAGAUGGGUGAGCAAUCUGCAAGGAUGACCAAAGCACAGUGUGAAGAGUGACUUCAGAAGCACCAGCCAUUGUGUGCUCGCUGGUGUGACGGAAAUACACCCAACAUUUCUGAGAAUUCCAUUCUCAUUGCUGGCUUGACAUGACUAAGAAUGCAUCCAAAGCAGCCUGGGAAGUCCCAUAGGAAUGAGAGAAGAAAGAAGUGAAGAGUGUCAUCAGAAGAACCUCGUGCUCCCUCUGCCAGGACAGGAAUGGAAAGCGGUACUGCAAAAGGAAGGAAACCACCCCACCCCCACUGAUCUGCUCCUGCUCUUUUGUUCGCAUGCUUUAAGCAUCCGAGGCAGGAUGUCAGAUUUAAUGCUACUUUAUGCAUCAGUUAUUACUGUAAUCCACUCCUGGCUUCUUUCACGUUGUACUGCAUGGGAUCAACUACAUUAUAAAAUGAAACUGAUAUCAAUUAUAAGCAUACCACCCGUCAAACUGGUCAAUGAUUGCACCACGAAGACACAAAUGAUGGGGUUGGCAGAGGCCUGUUUCUCAGCCCAGCACCCAGUAUCAAGCAGGAUUUUCUUCUACACUAAUGUUUAAAGCAUUUUAUCUGAGCCGUAUCAUUAUAUUCCAAACAAAAGCAACUCAGCAGCCACACAACAGAAGUAUAUUCAGCAUCCUACUUGCCUGCACUGCAGUAUUUUGCCCUUCUCAUUUAACCUGGACAACCUAGUUCUACUUUUCUGUACAGCCAGCAACUCCUCUGUUAACCCCUGUGGCAUGCACAUCAUCUGGUGAGCUGAAAAAAAACAUCAUGUAAUGCAGACUUUGAGGUUUGCUUUCAGUCCCUGUAGAUAUCAAGAGAUCCCUUGGGAACUCUAUAAGACCCGAGGAAGGUAUGAAUGCUUGGCAUCUGCGGAGACUUCAUUUGUUGCCAACAGCUUUAUUAGUUACGUAUGGCUUAUAAUGACACUACAGUUUGUGAAGGAGAAUAUCUGGAGGUUGGAUUACCUGUGUAAGGGCUCUGUCACAGGUCAAGCAAACAAAAGCAUUUCUUUACUAAACUAAACAUCUGGACAGCAAGAGGAGGCUAUGGCAGGACACAGAAUUCAACACGCAACAAGCUACAGCUCAGAACCUCUUCCAAAGAAACGAUCCAUGUUAGGGAUAGAGAGAAUGCACACACACAAAUACUGAGCUCAGCAUCUUCCCAGCAUCUCAAAGAAAUACGAUGGGAUUUGUAAGGCUGUCAUAAAGUGAGGACCCUGCCGUACCCUCACAACACCACAGCGAUCUCUGGAUUCCACGUCAGUGCCCUGAAACCUGCCUGCCCAGCUGCUGGAGCUCACCCUGUGAGCAGCACAAGCAGCAGGACGCUUGUUAGCUGUGUGCUCAACCACUGCCUGUUCAGAGUGCAUGGCCUAUAAAAGAGAAACCUGAAAGCUGUAUAUUCUUACCACGGGUUAAAAAUAAAGCACGUGCUCUUGAGUGAGAGCCGUGGAUUGCAGGGCAGGGAACGGGCUCCCAGAUGUCCCCCGAACAGAGAACCACCCCCCCAACAACCCCAAUUGCUGCCGCAGCCCGAACAUUGCGGGCAGUAAAUCGGAAGCCCGGCGGCUGAAGCCCAGCCUCUUGCUCCUUGAGCCGGGCUGUAAACAGCCAAAGGGAGGGGCCUCGCGCAGCCAAGCCGAGCCCAAAGUGGUGAGUAAGUCACCGGAGGAAAAACAAGUGCAGCGUGCAGCACCGGGACUGGGAGGCGAUGGGCUGCGGGAGCGGGGACUUGCUCCGGCUGCUGCCCUACAUGCAUGAACCCUGCAAUGCCAUCCGUGCAAGUGCUGGGCGGUGAGGGGCGGGUGAAGAGAAGCUGGUAACCAGCAGAGAAGACACAAGAGCUGAAAUCACUAUGUGGAGCUGUGAAACCUUAAACAUCACUGACAACAGCGAGGACCAGCAUCUCUGCCAGGACUUCCACUUUGUGCUAUCCAUCUUUUCCCUUCUCUACCUCAUUAUAUGUUUCCCAAUUGGCCUUUGCUACAACGGCCUGCUGGUCCUGGUCAACCUGUACAACAAAGCUACUAUGACGAUGCCUGAUGUUUACUUUGUCAAUAUGGCCAUCGCCGGACUCAUCAUCAACGCCUUGGCACCAAUGUACCUUCUAGGUCUCGCCAAUACAAAAUGGGCCAUCUGGAAUUCUAACAAUGAAGUUUAUAUCACCUUGCUUAUUUUGUUCAACGUCUCAUCUUUGGUUACCAUGUACUCUACGACAUUACUCAGUCUGGACUACUACAUCGAACGUGCUCUACCUAGAACUUACAUGUCCAGUGUGUACAACACCAAGCACGUCUGUGGAUUCAUAUGGGGCGGAGCCAUGCUCACAAGUUUCUCAUCUCUUCUAUUCUACGUCUGCAACCACGUAUCCACUAAAAUAAUUGAAUGCUCCAAGAUGCAGAACAAAGAGGCAGCGGAUGCCAUUAUGGUGUUUAUCGGGUACGUCGUUCCAGCUGUUGCUGUACUGUAUGCACUUAUUCUGAUCUUGCGAAUACGCAAAGAGGCCACACCACUGGAUCAAGACACUGGACGAUUAGACCCAUCAGUGCACAGGCUUUUGAUUGCCACAGUCUGUACACAGUUCGCGUUAUGGACACCCUAUUAUGUUACCCUUUUGGUAAGCACAUUUACUUACGCACGAGGAGGAGCUGCAGAUGAAAACUACAUUCGAAUAUUACAUUUUACCAUGGUUUUAUCCAAAUUCUUGGCUUUCUCAAGCAGCUUUGUAAUGCCUUUGCUUUACAGAUACAUUAACAAAAACUUCCCCAACAAAUUGCGACGGCUGCUUAAAAAGAUACACUGUGGGAAUCAGGGGUGCUCUCACGAACGCACAGUAGUACAGCAAGUCAUGACAUAGGCAUUAAACACCUCUGGUGCUCUGUUACUGCAGUUCUCAGGCUGUGAUAUGGCUGCGUUGGCACUCAGAGUCACCAACGUCAGAGCUUCAACCAAGAGGAGCCUUUGAUGAAUGAAAGAGUCUUAGCUUCCCAAACGUUGAGUGUUUGCUGAGAUCUGUAAGACUCUGGCCUACGUGCUGUAAUACCUGUGACGUCUGACACUCAGUGCACUGAACUGCUUACAAAGCGUAAGCUCUGUCUCCAUCAUCCUAAUAUUCCUGUCUGAACGAAUCACUAAGCAGUUGAUGGAAAUCUCGACUGAACACACAGCACCUUGUACCUUGUAGGGAAAAAGGCAUUACCUUGUUUUCUGUACAAAGAAGCAACUGCGCUAUCCUGGAUGAAGUAAAUGGUAUUUUUUCAAUGAAGAUGAUACGGGUGAUGUUUGCUAGAGGUGAUAUCCCCCAAUUAAACAUGUCCAAAUAGUAAAUGUUAAUUAUAAAUUAAAUUAUUUAAUUUCUUUCUCCAUCACUGAAUUCCAUAAUCCACCACUUUCAGAAACCGUAUCCUCACAAGGCCUAACCUAAGCUAUUAACACGUAUGGUAAAGCAGUUUUUGUCCUAGUUAUAACAAUAACGUGUUUUAUUCUUCCGGUGCUUUGUUUGCAUCCUAAGGCAUUUCAGGAAUUCAGAAAUAUUUAUUAACUAAUUCUAGGGGAAUUGAGAGAUUUUUUUGUUCCACGUAUUAAGAUGAAGGACGCGGUGGUUUACAAACUUAAAUCGAAACUUAACGAGUAAAGAAUGUCUGGCUAAGUGUUAUGGUCCACAUAUGUUCAUGUAACAAGAGUAAUUAUCUUAAAAAUAAAUAUGUUUAUGAUUAACAUUUUUUAUUUUCAAGGGAUACGUUCACUACAAAUAAACUGAAAUCUCUUUAAUCUCGGGGAUCACUGGAAGUUCGGGAGCCAGAAAGAAGUCUUCCAAUGCAUACGAGGUUUUAAGAUGGGAAUAAUACGAAGGGUGCUCGAAAAGUAAUGCCUCCUGUUUUAUUUUGUUGGUCCGCGAUGUCAGAGGUGGUUCUUGGUGGGAUGGCAGUAGAGGCUGAACCUUCCCAACAAUUUCAUGUGACAUGUUGUUGCCGUGUGACAGAUGGCAGCAGAGGGGCACUCUGACAAAGUGGUAUCUGACAUUGGAAGUGAGUACAAAACCAAAGGUGUGGAAUUGAAUUCCUCCACGUGGAAAAAAAAAUAGCACUCACUGACAUCCAUCAAUGCUUGCUGAAUGUUUGUGGAGACCAAAUGGUGCAUGUGAGCACAGCGAGGGGUGGGCGAUGCAUUCCAGCAGUGACACUGAUUCUGGUCGCUCACACAGGUGUGGAUUUUGACAAGCACAACAUGCACUCACUUCUUGUUUGCUGGCAAAAAUGCACAGCUCAUGGUGGUGACAGUGCUGAAAAAUAGUUUGGUAGCUGAGAAUUUGCUCUGCCAAGCAAUCUUUUAUGCUCUUUGUAGUGCUUUCCAUGGAAAUAAAUAGGAGGCAUUACAUCUGGAGCAGCCCACGUACAUAUGAAUUCCACUCAGUGUCACCUUCUUGUCGACCUGGGACAAAAUGGAGCAUCUCCCAACUUGAUUCAUAAAUACUCAACAAAAGUACAGUUUCUGUAUUUCACAGUGGGGAUGGAAAAAAACAACACAGUUCCCAGUGUUCAAAGAAAUACAGAGAAAUACAAAGUGCUGCUGGAAACAAAACUACCCUGACUCAAACAACUACCUGCAGCUGUUGUUGCAUUGGUGAUAGCAGAGGGGACAGAGGUUACACUGAUAUUCUCCUGUUGGCUGAGGGACAGCAGGACUUCUUCGCCUGCCACAAAUCAUUUCUUUGCUUUAUCUGUCACAACACAAAUUGUUCAGCAAGACUUCAGCGAAAAAAAGAAGGGGGUUCUGAGCCUCUGGUAUAGAAAAACCAUAGAGUAAAAACAGAAUGAAACCUUUUCUACUGUGUAAUCUGAUCUCAUCGUUGGUCAUAAUUUAUAAGCAUAGGAAAAUGAUUAAGUUUUAAGUGGGAAUGAGGUGAGGAACACUUUUCUCAGAUCUUCUCCCUCUUUUCAACAUAAUUUGAGUCAUUCUUCUCACAGCCAUCUUCACUUAUCUGAUUCAUGUACCAUCAUCCCUUACAUUAUCAACACCCUGCUCAUCCAUUGCUCUUUAGCUUUCAAUACCACUUUUAUCUCAGUGAACUUGUUCGACCAUUGAGGCCCUACACAGCAAGUCACCUAUUUGUGUUGUGGUUUCUGCCCAUGAAAGCUAGCCAGCACAAUCACAUUGCUUUGCUUCACCAUGUCAGCCUGCUGAUUAAACCAACCUCAUGGAAGGAAGCCUUUCCUUAUCACCAUGUCCAUUCACACUCUAAUUUAUGCCUGUCUGCAGACACAAUACUGGCUUCUUGGUUUCCAUAACCUUUUUGGUUUUGUUUUUCUCUUAACUUGAGAUAUAUUCUCAGAAUUGCAAGCUACACUCAUUUUAAGCAUUCAAGCUCACGCCCACAGACGUUCACAGCAAAUCUUUCCUUGGAACUGCUGAGCAAGCAGAGACUCAUCCUCCCUCCAGGGGAACUCAGGGCAUCCUAAAGCACCGCGUCACAUUGCUCACAGAAAAGCUGCUAAAGAAAUUCUGACCCACGGGGCAGGAAAACAAACAGCAGCAGAGAGGAACUGGCAAACCUGAUGUCAGCAGAGCCUGGUGGAGCUGGGACAUGGCCAGGGCAGUGGGCUGAGCAGGAGGCACAAGGAUGGAUGUAACUGCUGUGCUGCUGCCCUGAGUCUAUUUCCCCUCUUCCCAAGACACACUACUUUCUGUGUCUAAGCAUGCUGUCACAUUUAGUUCUCUUCUUUCCUCUGCAGGUUAAAUUGCCAGGCCAUGACUCUUUUAUCAUAUCUUUUUUUCUUUUUCUCUACCCAAAUGUGCUAUUCAGUUUCAUUCUGCUCCUGCUCCUUUCAUGCCUGGCCUUGCACACACGGUACUUCCCAACACCACCUCCUUCAUGACAGCUCAACUUCAUCCAACAGCCUGACAUCACAAAUAGAACUGCACAGAAAAUGGAAGCUGCUACUCAAAAGAUGGAGAAGGAACAAGUCUGAUUUCAUCUACCCUUGAAACAUCAAUUUUGCUUUUUUUUUCCCCUAAAGAUCCUUCUUACUGCAGCAGAGCUGUGUUUGUGUGCAUCCCUGAUAAUACACUAAAUGUGAUCACAACCAUAUAGGCAAGGAGUACUGAUAAUUUAAUGAACAAGACUGACAGAAACUCAGGUACUUUUAAGAGUGAAUUUGAGGUCUCAUUUGCCUCAAAGAAACUGUGCCAUGGAAUGGACUGGCUGCUGUUCCCUGAAAUUCUGAACUCGAUUCCAGUGCUCUCAUGUGAUGUCCCUUAAAAAGCAAUAUCCCACAACGCAAGAACUUCACAAUAUAUAUUGAAGCAGUGCUUGAGCAAGUGCAUUAAAAUACUUAAGGAGAUGCACAGCAAUAUAACUAUAGAGGAACCUUUAUGGGCAAGUUUAUAAUAUACAAAGUUCUCAAGGGUGAGGCCUUUCCAUUUGAAUACCCGAAGGUUUCUGAUGACUGUAAACAGGGCCUUGCCUAUUUUGCAUUUAAAUAUGAAGAAAAUACUGCACGUAUGCAACAUAAAAAUCAGCCUAAGGAUGAAAAAAUAAUUUUCAAAUAAUUUAUUAAAUUAUUUCUUAAAGCAAAUGUAUCAUUUAAGUGCAAGCCUCUGAACAGUAACAUGUACUGUGUGGUUCAGUGUGUAUAUACUGGUAUUAGAAAGGAAGCACUACUUAAGUGCCAUUAUUAACAGUGCUGUUUUCUUACAAAAUUCAGCUGCAUGUUUGAGAUGAGCUGCGGCUUAUAGCCCUCCUCCAGAAGAGCCAAUUACGUCAAAUCAGUGAACUAACAAAGAUGUUCAUCUCUGCUUCUGCUGGAGGUAUUAACACAGACAGUUUAAGUCAGGUCUGUGCUGAUGAACCCAGCAGGGUUUCAAAAGUUUCCAUUUAGGAAUCAAAUUGAGAUGGUCUAUGAAGACGUAAUGUUCAGUCAAGGAAAGAAAGUGACCAACCAUAGGAGAAUUCCUGGUUGUGCUCAAAAUAAAGAAACGUGGUCUUCCAUAUCACGUCAGAGAACUACACAAAAUGGUCUGUUGGCAAAGAAACUACUGACUCCUAAGACUUAAUAAAAUGUGUUAAAGCCUA